AAACGAAAGUGAAAGUAAAGUUUAGUUUGAAGUGUGUUAAGCUGUUAGUGUCAGUGUGUGUGUCCGUGUGUGUGAGCGGACGGCAGCAUGGAGGGAUCCGAGUGUCCGCCUGUGAGCGUGGAGGGGGACUGGACUCCGGCUCAGACCAAAGCCCUGAAGAACAAACUACAGAUUUACUUCCAGAGCAAGAAGAAGUCGAGCGGAGGAGACUGCCGGGUGGAGGCGGAGGAAGGAGCACCGAGGGCGGCCGUUUACUUCAGCUCACCGGAGGUGAGAGAGCGAGUCCUCGCGAGGAAGAAUCAUGAGGUCAUCCUGGACAGUAAAACCAUCCAGUUGCGGCUGAGCUCAGAAGCAGUAAGUCCAGUUUCAGGUGUUUCAUGUGGAUUUUUUUCCUCACUCAGAGUUUCCUGUUUGCUCCUGAUGUCACGACUGUAAACAGCUCACUAUCACUGCUCUGGGUUCAGCUCUUUGGACUAAGCACCUUUAGGUUUUUA
This is a messenger RNA of Oreochromis niloticus (Nile tilapia), 494 nucleotides long. Its product is annotated as poly [ADP-ribose] polymerase 14. The record is from RefSeq and is a predicted model, not a curated record. Bases 88 to 435 code for a protein of 115 amino acids. NCBI's taxonomy places the organism in Eukaryota, Metazoa, Chordata, Actinopteri, Cichliformes, Cichlidae. The transcript has 2 exons.